Molecule: messenger RNA, 4392 nt
Organism: Leishmania mexicana MHOM/GT/2001/U1103
Lineage: Eukaryota; Euglenozoa; Kinetoplastea; Trypanosomatida; Trypanosomatidae
Product: kinesin-like protein
Exons: 1
Coding region: 1-4392 (1463 amino acids)
Biological process (GO): microtubule-based movement
Cellular component (GO): kinesin complex; microtubule
Molecular function (GO): microtubule motor activity; ATP hydrolysis activity; ATP binding
Source: RefSeq, a predicted model, not a curated record
AUGUACCGGUCGCCGCUCGCCUCCUUCGAAGUGGCCCACGAGCGCUACGGCGAGCGUGCGCCGCACAGAUCGCGGUAUGCCAGCAGCACCAAUAGGCCGCGUCCGUCUACCUUCAUACACCCGGUGUCGCCAUGCCUGUCCACAGCAACGGGCAAGCGCGGUGCGAGCUCGGCGGCGGCGACGAUGGUGCGGGCAUCGUCGGUGAACGGCAGCAGUAUCACCGGCAACUUAGCAUCGAAGCCGCGGCAAUCGUGGCAUCAGCCCAGUCUCACCAUCGCCAGUGGCGGCUGCAGUAGGGACGCGGCGCACAAGCGCCCUGCUGUCUGCAGUACGGGGACCUCCGGGCCACCCGCCACAGCAGCAGCAGCAGUACCAGCAGCAAGUCGUGUGACCAGCCCAACUUCCCCUAUCCCCUCCUCUGUUGCGGCAGCGGCACCGCGGGAGCAGCCAAACCGGAAGAAGCGCGUCGCAGCGGCGCCCGUCGCCUCGAAGAGCCCUGCAACGCACACGGCCACAACCACCACGACGAGGCGCGGCACCCUGGCCCCGGGAGUGCAUCAAGACUCCUACACGAAGCUGGAGAGCCCGGAGGACCGGAUGCCUGUGUCAGACUUUAACGACACCAGCGAGGGCGCGGACUGGACCUGUGUGGAUGUCGACCUCGGUGAUCUGCGGCAGGAGACCAUGCAGUUGGCGAAGGCGAGCGCAGGCGGCGACUGUGGGAGUAUGCCUUUCUCACCGCAAGGCAGGACGUCGCCGGCACCUGAGGACGGUAUCCCCAUGGGGCCGGCAGCCGUGGCGGAGGAUGAAGACGUGGCCAAUGCGGACAUGAACAUCUUCGUAGCGGUGCGCGUGCGUCCUCGCACCUCGUUGAUAACGGUCAAGGGAACACCAUCGACGUCUACUCUAACUGAUACGCCAUCGCGCUCUCUCUUUCCCGCGUCAUCAGCGUCGUCGUACAACGGGAAGCAGCAACCGUCAUGCGAGCUGCACAGCAGCGGCGGUAACUGGGACGAUACUUUGAGUACUCAGGCGAGCACCAUCGGCGGCGGCUCACUGCUUGCGGAGCGCCAGCCGACGACCAACAGCGCCACCAGCCACAGUGCCACCAUGCGCGGGCGGCGGUCCGCGAGCCGGCGCGCAAUCCUGAAAGCCGAGAAAGGCAAACCCGGCAUCAGCCACAGCGCGGACAAAGCGUCGAACGAAGUCUGCGUGACCGCCGACGCAAGGAACGGCUUCAUCGACUGCCCCGUUGCCGCGAACGCCUCGGGCGUCGCCAGCACGACGACGACGCCGGCGGCGAACGUUGCCGCGGCUGGGCAGCAAACCCGCACCCUUCGCUUCCGUUUCGACUACAUCCUCGACGACAGCGUGGCGCAGGCAGAUAUCAUGACGUGCAUCGGUCAGCGCGCGGUGGCGCGGGUGCUGCAGGGCUACCACAGCACCGUGAUGUGCUACGGCCAGACCGGCAGUGGCAAGACCUACACCAUUGCCGGGCCGCACGGUGGAAAGCUGUCGAGGAAGGCGUUGCGGUGGCUAGCGUCGCAGCCCACGUCAACCGAGGCGGUCGGGUGCGAUGACAACAACGUCGAUGAAGAGGAACAUGCGCGCGUCGCAUCGGAUGUCGGCCUGCUACCCCGCAUACUGAUCCAGCUGUUUCGCGGGCUGGAGGCGCGGCACGGCGCCGGCGCCACGGCUGCAACAGCAGGCGACGGCAAGCUGCAGCAGGCGUCUGCGGUGCCGACGUCAUGGUGGCAGGUUACAAUCAGUGCGCUGGAACUAUACAACGACGAUAUGCGCGACUUGCUGCCGGGCGAGCUUCCCCAGAACGAGGGAGCGACGCUUGGCACGAAGGACGUCUCUCACCCAUCCGUCGCGACGCAUGUUCACCAUCACUGUAACAGCAGCAACACCAGUGACCGCCACGACCACCGCAAGGCCACCGCGUCAGCUGUCAAGCGAGGGCGGGAUCAUUUCCCCGCCUCUCCAUCACCGGGCGCGGCGCCAAAGUGCACACGUGUGUCGCAGCGCGUCAGCUCUCGAUGCGGCAACUCCACCAUGACGCGGAACCCCCCAAGGGCGGCUGCGAGCACAACAAGUGCCACCUCCCAUGCUAGGGCCGGCACCGGCAUGGGAUCCGCCAAGACGAUGCCGAUGAAGUGGACUGCGCCGACCGCAACCCAAGCAGCACCGCAGCUGCAAAUUCGUCUAGGGGCGCCCGCAUCGUCGGCCUCGCAGAGCGCCCCACCAACAAAGCAGAAGACGGCAAGAGGUGGGUCGCCGCCUCCCCCGCGUUGGACCUCGCUCCGCCAGCCCGCGCACGACGCCGGGAGCGAAGCUGUGUACAUCGAGGGACUGCGCGAGCACCGGGUGCACGACAUUCACACAGCGAUGGAGGCGGUCCGGCUGGCGCUGAGGCAGCGGCAGACGGGCAGCACGAAGCUGAACAAGAGCAGCAGUCGCUCCCAUGCCUUCUUCUUCGUACGCGUCGACCAGCAUAAGCGACACUCACGCGACGGAGAGAAGCCCGUGUGGACCACCCGCCACUCCACACUGAGCCUUGUCGACCUCGCAGGGUCGGAGCGCGUCAGCUAUACUGGCGCGCACGGCCUGCAGCUCAAGGAGGCACGGAACAUCAACCUUUCUCUCUCUGCACUCGGAAACGUAAUGCGCCUGCUGCGCCUGGCGGCCCGCUCGUCGCUCUCCAAAAACUCGACGACCACCUCGACCAGCAGUGCGGCCGCACUGACAGGCGCCAGGGCAUGCCAGCACAUACCGUAUCGCGACAGCAAGCUCACGCGCAUCUUGCAGAACAGUCUCGGCGGCAAUGCCAUCGCAUUCCUGCUGUGCAACGUGUCACCGGACCCGUGCGAUGCGCAGGAAACGAUGUCGACGUUGCGAUUCGCGACGCUGUGCAGGGAUGUGAAGAGCAACGCGAAGCUGAACGAGAUGACAGCGGACACGGACGACGCGCAAGCUGCGGCAGAGGCAAAGGUAUGUCAGCUUGCCGUCGAAGCCUCGACCGCACAGAACCGCCUGCAGCAGCUCGCGACGUACACGUGGUGGCUGGAGAAACACCUCAGCUACUUCGCGGCCGCAAUGUUCCAGCAGCAGCAGCGGCAGCGGCUCUCCGGAGCACCGACCACCAGCGCGUCCAUGAGGACAGUCACCUCAUCAUCCUGCUCGCGUGGUGGUAGCAGCGGCGGUUGCCGUCUCGUCGUACCCGAGGAGACCGCAGCGCCGAAAGCGAUCAGCGGCACACAAACCGCCGGUGCUGGGAACGGCAGCAUUCAGAGGUGCGGCAGCCUCGAAUCGCGCGACGUCGAAAACAACGAUGGAGCCGGUCCUGGUGCAGCACCGGAGGGCUGUCGUCGCAGCGCGGCGCCUGUUGGGCCCACGUCGCCGGAGUGGUGGUAUAUUUCACCUCGGCCAUCGAGCCCAACAGCGCCGGCGGACGACAACAAGGACAGCGGCGGCGGAGCGACGGGAGCGGAGGCAUACUGGCUCAGCGCUUCGGCCCGCGCCCUCCUCUCCCCUGCCUACCCCAUUUCGCAGCGCUGCAUGGAGCUACAGCGCAAGCUGAUCGCCGCUGCGGCUGCCUCCACCAUCAAAGACUCCGCGAUGCUGUCCAUGCUCUAUCCUACGGACGCAGCAGUCGGCGAGACGGAGGCCACGGCGCGUAACCGUGUUGUCGCCGGCACCAACCCGCUAAAGGCCUCCUCAACGAAGACCAUGGCAAGCACAAGCACCAGGGACGGGGGCAUUGGCGUGCUCGUGUCUGAACCGACUGCGAUACCCGUCUCAAUGGGCGUUACCUCGGCCUCAAAGGGGACGCGUGCACCAACUCGUCAUCCUCGGCCAUCUCCACCGCACCACGCGCCCGCUCUGGAGCCCUCGCCGAGCACCACGUCGGUUCCGUCCGUGCCGCUUCUCUCCCUCGCCGCGAACCGAAAACAGCCGCGUCGUGAGUGCCCCAUGAACGCCAUCGACGCCACCCUUGCCAAGGAGCGGGCCGCGCGAGCGGCGACGCAGGCACGGCUGGCGGCGGUGGAGCAGUCGAACGUGCUGCUACGCUUGCGCCUCGCGGAGCUGCACGGAUGCAUGCGGCAGGAGGGAGGCAGCACACACGUCGCUGAGGGUCAUCAAGCGACGAAGGCGGCGAGGAGGACUGUAGAGAAGGGCGACUCUUGGGUGCCGGCAUCAUCGGUAGCCACACCAGCCCCGCUGCCUUCGUCCGCUGCGGCCAGCACAUCGCGGGCUCUGUAUCCACCGCACUACUCCUGCGCGUCUCAUGAUGCCUCCCUCAAAGUCUUCCUUGCGCGCUGUGGCUUCGUCGCGAUGGACUUGAUGGCGCCCGCUGACGCGGCGAUGUCACCACGGCGUCAGGCCUAA